Molecule: messenger RNA, 1332 nt
Organism: Chaetomium globosum CBS 148.51
Lineage: Eukaryota; Fungi; Ascomycota; Sordariomycetes; Sordariales; Chaetomiaceae
Exons: 2
Coding region: 1-1332 (443 amino acids)
Source: RefSeq, a predicted model, not a curated record
AUGUUCCCAACUUGCAACUGCAGCACUUCCUCUCUCCCAGCCAGAGCAACAAGUCUUGAGCGAACUCUCAGCCAAGCCCGUCACUACGUCGGUACCAUCGAGAAGGAUCCCGAGGGUGGCCAUUCAUUUGUGAGGAAAAAAAACAGCACGGUGCGCUUCGUGGUACAAUGGCUGGACGCGCCCGAAGAGAGCACCAAGUAUCCGUCCAUUGACGAUAUUGAGAGGGCAAACUACAGCGCCGUGACUCUGGGGAAUCUGGAGACUUGGAGCGUACCGCCCAUGACAUACGGGGAAAAGCCCGAAGCUCACCCAGAUAACCACCCAGUGGUCUCCGCUUUCCAAGCCAACUUUGUGCGCGGCGGCCUCGUCCUCAAUAUGCACCAUCACCAUUACGCCAACGACGUAAUGGGAUGGUCCGGCUUUACGCAUCAACUAGCCGAGAACUGCAGAGCUGCCCUCACAAACACGGCUUUUCCCACAUGGGACCUGGCCUGCCUGGAUCUUUCACGCCUUACCAAGAAGGAGAUGGCCGACGAGGUUAAAGUGGAUGGCCCACCUCAAGCUGAACGCCACCCCGGCCACAAGGUCGCCCAAUUGCUGCUCUUUCACCUGCCCAAGAGCAAGGCCGCCCAACUCAAGACACUGGCAUCACCCACCGACGGCUCGUGGAUUUCAACGUAUGACGCUUUCUCGGCCUUCAUAUGGCGUACGCUGACACGGCUGCGCACCCCUGUCUUCAAACCGAACCCCUCGUCUCACAUCUUCUGGGCUGAGGCAGUCGACAUGCGUCGUCGCAUGCAUAGCCCUAAGGUGCACCCCCGCAUCCAGCACAACGUCAUGUUUGCGGCCCUGUCAUCGACGGCACCUGUCCAGCAACUUACUAUCGACGAGAUUCUUCACGCGCCGCUGUCGACACUCGCCUUAUACAUCCGACGUAUGACCAGCAGCGUUACGCAGGAAAAUCUGGACAAGACGCUCGACAUGGUGGCCAUGGUGCGUGACAAGACAAGCCUCAACAUACGCAUCGAUUCGCACCCACCUAUGUCCAUCCUGCAGACGGACCACCGCGACGCCAACAUUGUCUCGGCCGACUUCGGCUUCGCCACCCCUUUAACGUACCGUCACCUACUCGAUCGCGUAACUGAGGGUGUGAUCAUCAUCUAUCCAACCCGGGAUAACAACCCAGGCUCGGACGAGGGCCCCGAGUUUUCGAUGGCCUAUGAGAAACACCUAGCCGAUGACCUCAUUAACGAUACCGAGUUCAGGAUGUAUUUUGAGUACAGGGGCGUUGAUGCCGAGGAUGCUAGAAUGCCUAGUAGGUGCUGCUCAUGA